Molecule: messenger RNA, 3269 nt
Organism: Camelus dromedarius (Arabian camel)
Lineage: Eukaryota; Metazoa; Chordata; Mammalia; Artiodactyla; Camelidae
Gene: GFRA2
Product: GDNF family receptor alpha 2
Exons: 9
Coding region: 767-2164 (465 amino acids)
Biological process (GO): nervous system development
Cellular component (GO): external side of plasma membrane; signaling receptor complex
Molecular function (GO): glial cell-derived neurotrophic factor receptor activity
Source: RefSeq, a predicted model, not a curated record
GGGGAAGGGGGCGGGCGGAGGGAGGAGCAGGGAGAGGGAGAAGGGGGAGGGAGAGGAGAGCGAGGGAGAGCCGGAGAGAGCGGGAGCAAAGAGCGAGAGCCAGGGAGAGAAGAGGGAGGGAGAGGAGAGAGAGACACAGGCACGCAGACACACACGGUCACUGGAAUUCCAUUAGAAAAAAGUGACACGAGCAAGGGUUAGCGGGAGAAGAUUUUUUUGAAUCUUUCCUUCGUCUUGUGCGAAAGAAGCGACUCCGGUCUCUCGUCCUCGAAGCUCCCACUGGAUUGUUCCUAGGCGCUGACACCCGUCGGUGGAUUUCUUCCCUAUUUGCGUUUUGUUCUGACCCCCGCCUUCGCCGCUUCCUUCCAGCCCUUCACUCUCAGAUCGCUUCUCCCCCACCUCCCCAGUCCCCUCCCGGGAAGCGCAGGGGAAUCGGACCCGCGGGGACUCGCGCCUUCCUGGACGAGCUGAGGGGAGGGCAGACCUGAGGACCAGCUGCCGGCUUGAAAGCAGAUAUACACACAAAUACGUGUAUAUUUGAUUUUACUGGGCAAGGGGGGCGUCGAGAGGCAGCCCACCGCCCUCCAUUCCCACACCCCCUCCAGCCAGAGGCGAGAAUCACAGGACUCAGGAUCUUCCUCGGUGGACUAGCUGGGAUCUCCGCAUUGGAUUUGGGGCUGAUUAUCGUUGCUUGGCUAUUAUUAUUGUUGUUGUUGUUGUUUUUAUCCAAGGGAGAAAGACAAAAAAACUGUGGGAUUUAUUUAACAUGAUCUUGGCAAACGCCUUCUGCCUCCUCUUCUUUUUAGACGAGACCCUCCGCUCUUUGGCCAGCCCUUCCUCCCUGCAGGGCCCCGAGCUCCACGGCUGGCGCCCCCCCGUGGACUGUGUCCGGGCCAAUGAGCUGUGUGCGGCCGAAUCCAACUGCAGCUCCCGCUACCGCACGCUGAGGCAGUGCCUGGCGGGCCGGGACCGCAACACGAUGCUGGCCAACAAGGAGUGCCAGGCGGCCCUGGAGGUGCUGCAGGAGAGCCCGCUGUACGACUGCCGCUGCAAGCGGGGCAUGAAGAAGGAGCUGCAGUGCCUGCAGAUCUACUGGAGCAUCCACCUGGGGCUGACCGAGGGUGAGGAGUUUUACGAGGCCUCCCCCUACGAGCCGGUGACCGCCCGCCUCUCGGACAUCUUCAGGCUUGCUUCCAUCUUCUCAGGGACAGGGGCAGACCCGGCGGUCAGCGCCAAGAGCAACCACUGCCUGGACGCCGCCAAGGCCUGCAACCUGAACGACAACUGCAAGAAGCUGCGCUCCUCCUACAUCUCCAUCUGCAACCGCGAGAUCUCGCCCACCGAGCGCUGCAACCGCCGCAAGUGCCACAAGGCCCUGCGCCAGUUCUUCGACCGCGUGCCGGGCGAGUACACCUACCGCAUGCUCUUCUGCUCCUGCCAGGACCAGGCGUGCGCCGAGCGCCGCCGCCAGACCAUCCUGCCCAGCUGCUCCUACGAGGACAAGGAGAAGCCCAACUGCCUGGACCUCCGCAGCCUGUGCCGGACGGACCACCUGUGCAGGUCCCGGCUGGCCGACUUCCACGCCAAUUGUCGGGCCUCCUACCAGACGCUCACCAGCUGCCCGACCGAUAAUUACCAGGCGUGCCUGGGCUCCUAUGCCGGCAUGAUUGGGUUUGAUAUUACACCCAACUACGUGGACUCCAACCCCACUGGCAUCGUGGUGUCGCCCUGGUGCAGCUGUCGUGGGAGCGGAAACAUGGAGGAGGAGUGUGAGAAGUUCCUCAGGGACUUCACCGAGAACCCGUGCCUCCGGAACGCCAUCCAGGCCUUUGGCAAUGGCACAGAUGUGAACCUGUCCCCUAAAAACCCCUCAUUCCAGGCCACGCAGGCCCCUCGGGUAGAGAAAACGCCUUCUUUGCCAGAUGACCUCAGUGAUAGCACCAGCCUGGGGACCAGCAUCAUCACCACCUGCACCUCUGUUCAGGAGCAGGGGCUGAAGGCCAACAACUCCAAAGAGUUAAGCAUGUGCUUCACGGAGCUCACGACCAAUAUCAUCCCAGGGAGUAAGAAGAAGGUGAUCAGACCUAACUCAGGCCCCCACAGAGCCAGACCGUCGGCUGCCUUGACCGCCGUCUCCUUCCUGAUGCUGAAACUGGCCUUGUAGGCUUCGGGAGCCGCAUCCGGAGGUUUCUGAAAGCGGCUCAGACGAGAACACCCGCCUGACAAAAUGGAAACACACACAGACACACACAGACACACAGACACACGCGCACACACACACCUUGCAAAAAAAAAGUUUUUUCCCACCUUAUCUCUGAACUUGUCUCCUUCCAGGUUUCUUCUCUGGAAAAGUUUUUCUAAACCAAACAGGCAAGCAGGCGGGCAGCCUGAGAGCUGGCCCAGAGGCCCCCUGGCAAGGGACACCCAGCACUGAGCAGGGCACAGGGUGUAGGAGUGCCCGUCACUUCUCCUGGUGUGUUUCUCUCUGGACCCGGGCAGGGCAACAGCCCUGCUGCCCAGGGGACUUGGGGCUGUGCCUGACACGGGCGGGGGUUGGGAGCAGGAUGGCAGCCACUGUUCUCAGUCUGCUGACUCUGGGGACCUGCUGGGGGCUGGCAGGGGGUGUCGGGUGGCAGAGCAAUGAGGCCGGGCUCCUGGAGGUCCACCUGGGCACCUCCAGCUCCUCCACCUGGAGUCAAGGUUGGAGUUUAUUUGGCCCCCUUCUCUGCAGGCUGGGCAGGUCUGCGUCUGACCUGUGCAGGGGUGGGGCUCUGAGUCCCUGGCCCCCUAGUGUAGCAUGAGGGACCGGGCAGCUCCAGGGGGCUUGGGAGCUCAGCCCACCUGGGAGAUCCCGUUGCAGGUAGGGGGUAAAACUUGGGUACCAGCUCAGGCUGCUGCUUCCUCCUUGAUGGCAGGAGUUUUGAAAUCAAAGAGAAAUGAUUCUUUUUCCACUUUCUUGGUUUCUCAUGGGUCCCAAUGGUGGGUCUCCCUUCGAGGGGAGGGGCCGUCGCCGAGAGGGGCCAAAGAGACCACGGUGGGCCGUCUACCUGUCCCCAACCCCGGGCUCUGCACCCCGCUCCUCCUCUCUGCUCCCCGCCCCUCCCCCGCCUUCCCUGUCCUCAUGUCCGAGACGUCCGCCAACUGUAUGUACAUAACACGCUCCUCUCAACAUAUAUGUAUAUACACAUCCGUAUACAUAUAUCGUGUGGUUCUCCCUCCUUUCCUUUUUUUAAGAAGCAAAACUAUCGAAAUAAUACCCUAACAGGCGA